This is a messenger RNA of Dermacentor andersoni, 483 nucleotides long. NCBI's taxonomy places the organism in Eukaryota, Metazoa, Arthropoda, Arachnida, Ixodida, Ixodidae. The record is from RefSeq and is a predicted model, not a curated record.
UCUACCACGCACAACGCCCUCGUGCGUGAGCUAUUUCUUAAGCGCUUGCCCGCCCAAGUCCAGACGAUGCUGGCCACUGCUUCAACCCAGGAUCUGUCAGAGCUCGCUUCAUUGGCCGACAUGGUGAUAGAAGUUGUCAAUCCACUUCGGCUGGUUGUAGCUUCUUCCUUGCACCUGGUUGGGAAGCCGUCCGGCCGACCGCUAACGGCAACGAGCGGUCGCGCCCCUACCCCCUGUCGCCUCUUCUACGUCAUCGGUAAGGUCACUGGUCAACGCUUCCUGAUCAACACAGGGGCACAGAUUCCUGUGUACCGUAGGUUGUACCAGCUGGGCCCUGAGCGUGACGUCCUCAAGCGUAUUAAGCGAAUGCCGGUGAAACCUUGAAUGAAAUCUUUCUUUUUCCAACUGCAUACCGGCACACUACCUGUGAUCCUCUCCUCCACCUGGGAGAGGAUGACUCGAACGAACUUGUUCCUCCCGGUC